Messenger RNA from Perkinsus marinus ATCC 50983, 1569 nucleotides. RefSeq names its product 6-phosphofructokinase, putative. NCBI's taxonomy places the organism in Eukaryota, Perkinsozoa, Perkinsida, Perkinsidae. Gene Ontology annotation, cellular component: cytoplasm. Gene Ontology annotation, molecular function: 6-phosphofructokinase activity. The transcript has 6 exons. Bases 1 to 1569 code for a protein of 522 amino acids. The record is from RefSeq and is a predicted model, not a curated record. Gene Ontology annotation, biological process: fructose 6-phosphate metabolic process; glycolytic process.
AUGCCGUCGGAUUCUAAGAACAACUACGCUGCUGUAGCCGCUGCUGCUGCCACCACUGCCGUUGCGGCUGGUGCUGCUAGUUAUGCCGCCUACAAGAAGAUGCAGGGAUUAGGCAAGACCGUCACGGAGCUCCGAGGGAACGUGUCUCGUUUGGAAGAGGAGAACUCUCAUCUCAGUCGGCCUGUUAUGGGCAGUAUGACUGGGGAUGAUAUCUUGCUCCCUGGUGAGAGCCUGACUUACUUGAAGCCUUCCAAUUUGGCUGAGAGGUUCGGUAAGAAGGAGCAUGCGACUCCCCUCAUUCAGAAGUACGAGGGACAGUUGCAGGACUUCCAAGACGAGAACUCGAUCGUCACCCAGACUAUCUGGCGUAACAAGGACGAGCACCACAAGCAGUUCUUACGCUACCUUCGUGCGGGCCCUCGUGAGAAGAUUUAUUUCAACCCCAAGGAAGUUACUGCCGCCAUUGUUACCUGUGGUGGUCUCUGCCCAGGUCUCAAUAAUGUAAUUCGGGGUCUUACACAGAUGCUGGACGAGUAUGGUGUUCCCACCAUUUACGGUGUUAAGGACGGUUACAAGGGCUUCGCCAGGGAUAACUGCUGGGUUAAACUUGAUUCCAAGAAGGUCGAGACCAUUCAUAGGAUGGGUGGUAGCGUAUUAGUUUGCAAUCGGGGUAAUGACGAUAUUGACGUCAUGGCUGAGGCUAUCAUGAGGAAGGGUGUGAACAUGUUGUUCAUCGUUGGUGGUGAUGGUACCCACAGAGGUGCCGAUAAAAUACAACAGUAUAUGGUUAAGGCUAACUAUGAGUGUUCCGUCGUUGGCAUCCCCAAAACUAUUGAUAACGAUAUCCCCGUUAUUGACGAUUCCUUUGGUUUCGCAACUGCUGUGAGCGAAGCCGUCCGCGCCAUCGAGGCAGGUUAUGUUGAGGCUACUGGUGCUCCUAACUGCAUCGGUCUGGUCAAGUUGAUGGGACGUAACUCUGGAUUUGUUGUCCUUCAUGCUGUCUGUGCUGCGGCUACUGUCGAUGUUGCUCUUCUCCCCGAGAUGGAUAUUAGUCUCCCUAAGCUCCUCGACCACAUCAAGCAGAAGAUCGAUAAGGAUGGUCACAUCGUGGUCGUCGUUGCCGAGGGAUGCGGCGCUACUCUCAUGCAGGCCGAUCCGACCCUCAAGGAUGCUGGUGGAAACAUCAAGCUACCCGACGUAGGUGUCUACCUCAAGGAUAAGAUUCUGGAGUAUGCCAAGGCCAACGGCCGUAAUGAUUGGACUGUCAAGUACAUCGAUCCUACUUACAUGAUCCGUGCUGUUCCUGCAAAUUCUGGUGACUCUACUUACUGUCACGUACUUGCCCAUAAUGCUGUUCAUGGCGCUAUGGCCGGUUACACGGGUUUCUCUUGUGGCAAGUGUGAUCAAAGAUACGUUAUGCUGCCGUUCAAGGCUCUUACGGGUCGCCCUCCUCGCCAAGUUAACACGGCAGGUCGAUGGUUCGCCAGGAUGAUCAUGUUCACUGGUCAGCCCAGCUUCCUCCCCAAAGGGCACAUUCCACGUCACAGCUCCGAGCUAAUAACGCACUAA